This is a messenger RNA of Pichia membranifaciens NRRL Y-2026, 1916 nucleotides long. RefSeq lists its product as hypothetical. Gene Ontology annotation, biological process: peptidyl-lysine monomethylation. NCBI's taxonomy places the organism in Eukaryota, Fungi, Ascomycota, Pichiomycetes, Pichiales, Pichiaceae. Gene Ontology annotation, cellular component: nucleus. The transcript has a single exon. Gene Ontology annotation, molecular function: protein-lysine N-methyltransferase activity. The record is from RefSeq and is a predicted model, not a curated record. Bases 49 to 1773 code for a protein of 574 amino acids.
GAGAAAAGAAUACCAUCCAAACUAGUCACACUUAGCAGCUAAAAUACAAUGGCCACAUCGGUAAAGACAGGAGAACUUUUAGAGUGGUUUCAGGAUCCUGCGAAUAGAUGCUACUUCAAUAGUGAUCUGCUGACAGUCAAACCUUCACCUAUUUCUUCUGGGGUGGGAGUAUUCGCCAAGAAAACACAAGCCGUUAUCCCAACCGAGGAUGAUGUGGAGGAAAACAAUUUACUGUUAAGAGUACACAAAUCAAUGGUUUUGUCGCCUCAAACGUCUACCAUUUCCAACUUGCUAUAUGAUCAUGGUCUGUCUGGUAUGUACGGCCUGGUACUAGCGUUUAUAUAUGAAAAGGAAAUGGGUGAUAAGAGCCCUUGGUGGGUAUAUUUGAAAACAAUAAAUUACAAUGACGAUAAGGGGAACUACUUACUGCCCCUAUUUCUACACUCCGAAAAAGAAAAGAGUAUUUUGAAAGGAACCGAAGUAGAUUUCAUGGGUGGUCUUGACUCCGACGACUUAUUGGAACAUUUUCAAACAAGUUGCCAGUUUGCUGAAGAUGUGUAUGAUGAAGUUGGGAUUGCUGUUCCGAAUGCUUUAAAAGAAGAAAACUUGAACGAAUUUGCGGCAAUAACUCUGGCUGUGGCAUCCCGAGCUUUUGAAAUCGACAACUAUAUUGCGUUAGGGUUGGUUCCAGGAGCAGAUCUAUUCAAUCAUGACGCAUCUGGAGAAGAAAAUGUUCAUUUUGUGACGUUAGGAGAGGUAUGUCCUUAUUGUGGUAAAGAAGAUGGAUGCGGGCAUGAAGACUAUGGUCCUCCUGAAAGCGAGGAGGAGGAAGAGGAAGAGGAAGAGGAGGAAAAAGAAGAAGUCUCUAGUGAGAGAGUGGAGGGAGAUAGUGAAGAUGAUGGCUCUGAUGCCGAAGUAAUUGAACAGUUGGAUGAAAUCACCAUGGAUUAUGUUGAGCAAAUCGAAAACGAAUUGAAAGAAGAGAAAGAACGGAAGGACGCCGAAGACCAAGAGCAGAGCGAAACAAGUGAUGAUGAAGACGAAGAAUUUGACCAUAGUGAGUUUUUUAUGAACCCGGACGAGUGUUGUGAUAUCGUUCUUGAAAGAAAGAUAGUGAAAAACAAAGAGGUGUUCAACACUUACGGAGAACUACCCAAUGCAGUGCUUUUGGUUAAAUAUGGGUUUGCAGUAGAAGACAACAUCUACGAAAGCCUAUGUGUAGGUCCACAAAUUGUGAACUUUCGUAAGGAGAACCCCCACCUUGAAGAACGUUUCGAUUGGUGGAGCUGUAUGGGCUGGAUACUACUGAGAGAAGAGGAGAAGAACAAUUCAAAAGACGAAGAGGAAGGAGAUGAUUCUGAUGAAGAGGAGGAGGAAGAAGAAGAAGAAGAUGAGGAAGAAGAAGAGGAAGAGUCCUGGUUAUUCCAAUGCAGGGUAGAUCAUCCAGGCAAGGCCAGCACACAGCUACGUGCUGUCGCAAAAUUGCUUACGAUGUCUACUGUCGAAUUUGAAGCAAUGGUUGCAGACGAGAGCUGCGACGGAGAAAUGAUAAUGAGGGAGUUGGCCAACAAAAAACCGACCAAGGAAGGCAAGGUGCUGCUGAAAAGAUGGAUUCAGGAGAGAUACGCUACCGUCGGUGACGGGAAAACUAGAAGUGGAGAGCUCAAGCGACAGCUCAGAAAGACCGACCCACAUAGCACCCGCUUCUGCUUUAUCACUGCAGUCCUCAACGAGAAAAAGUUGCUGGAGAACGCCCUCCACAAUAUCAAAUAGUUCCUUCGAAGCAAAAGUAGUUUGUAGACCUCAGUCUCUAUAUACACAGCUGGUUCUCACAGCAGCAAAAAAACAUGUACUUAUACAACAUUUAGAAAUGUCGCGUAACGACACACUUCACUGUCGCACUGUACUUUUCUCAA